Molecule: messenger RNA, 2250 nt
Organism: Annulohypoxylon truncatum
Lineage: Eukaryota; Fungi; Ascomycota; Sordariomycetes; Xylariales; Hypoxylaceae
Exons: 3
Coding region: 380-2032 (550 amino acids)
Source: RefSeq, a predicted model, not a curated record
CCUGCUUAAAGAUUUGUGUAUACUUUACUGUCCUUAACCUACAUCGUUCGAAUUGUUCUUGAUCAACACUCGAUUGAUUCAAUUGGCAAUGCAAAUUUCAUCUUACGAUACAUAAGUUGAACAGGAAAGUGACCACCCAUAAGGCUUAUCAUCAAAUAAUACGUGCCACUACACAGGAAGUGGCGUCAUGUGUGUUGGACCCCUUUAUACUUAGUAUAGUUGCAUAUUAAUAUCGUAUUUAUUCAAAUACACGAAUGGCGCCUCACUAUAUGUAUAGCAUCUUCAACAUUGAUGGCGUGUUAGAAAAACACAUUGAAUAGCUCAUUAGAUGUACAAAUGUUGCUAGUGUUAACGCGCACAAUGUCGUUUUGCUGCAGCAAUGCAGAACCAUCAUCAAGAUGCGCUUUUCGAUAAUAAUAAGUAUUAUUUCCCGCCCGACACUCUAGCCCCUCCUAAGAAACCGCUUGGAGAGCAAGACGAUGCGCGAUUACACGACGGUCACAAAUAUGCAGACAUUACGCCAGGAGGGUCACGAAAUGGCGCCUCAUCGCUCACUGAACCUGCCCCACAAGGGACACCAUCACAACCUCGAAUUCAAUCGCAACCACCCCAAUAUGAAGGGCCCGGGCCAGACGCAAGCCAGAUCUAUGGACAAUCGUCCCACACCCUCCCAUUAUCGCAAAUUUCUAGUUAUCGGACAGCCGAUCCUCAACCAAUUGCAUCGAGUACCAAAGACCAACAACCUAGCCCUCAUGCGCCUACCAACCCCAGCUCGUCCUGGGUGAGUAAAGAUGUCAAGGUCAAGCGCUGGGUAAUAUGGGCUAUUAGCGGCGCUCUGAUAUUAAUUAUUGGAGUCGGUGCCAUUAUAGGCGGUAUCAUAGGAGCUGAAGAAGUAAAAGCGAAACAUGCCACCGAUAGUAACGAUAGCAACGACAGCAACGGUAGCGACGCGCCAACAAGUUCGAACACAACUUCAAACGGCACUUCACCUAAUGCACCACAAACGAUAUCAGCGCCACGUGUUAGACUAGGUUCUCGACUAGCUGUGACUGGUUACAGGAACGCGACGGACUAUAACAUCCGUCUCUUCUACCAAGACAAGGACAAUCAAAUACAAUUCGUGGAUAAAGAGGGUGCUAGCGCCAAUUGGUCCGCAUCGACAGUAUUGGACCUACCAUACCAACCCAUUGAAAACGGCACGAUGGCUGCUGGUUCGUACGUAUUGGAUGACCCAGUGCCAAAACUUGAGUUCUUCUAUGAAGAUAAGGACGGUAUUAUACGCGGGCAGAACUUCAAUUUCAGAUUUGAGAAUGGAACAAUUCCCGUGAAUGGAGAACCUGGAAGCAUCAAUACAUACCCACUCCAGAUAGCCGGAAAUACUCGCAUAUCGUGCUAUUUCCCAUAUCUAAUUUCACAAGAUGCGGAUAAUGCGAUACGUUGGUCUACGAUGAUUGGACAGAAUGCCAGUAAUCUUUCUGCUCCAUGGUGGAUCAACAGUACCGAUUGGAAUGGGGACGUUGAGGCGACACAAGCGGGUGGUAUCGUUGCUCUUCCCAUCGCCCAAAACUAUUCAGAUGCUGGCGGCAUUGUAUACCGAAGUAACGAAGGCAUGCUGUCAGUCAAGAUACACGAUGAAUCUGCGAAAAGUAACGAAGGGGUGGCAUGGAGAAAAGGGGCUUUAUCAAAGGAGAUACCAGCUUCUUCUCCUAUCGGCGCAUUUGCCGUUGGCCGACCUUAUGACAGCAACAACCAAAUCAACACAUACAUACUCUACCAAGAUGAUUCUGGAAUUAUACAAGUGGUGUGGCAGGACGACGAUAGUUGGCAGGGCCCCGAAACAUAUGACGCGCUAGGUUCCGCCAACAACGGAACAGAUAUUGCUUGCCUGACUCCGGGGGCUGACAAUGCCGCGAACGUAGGGAUAUCCAAGGAUCAGGAUAUGAAUAGAUGCUUCUAUCAGACUAAGCUUGGAAUCAAGGAAGUUUGGUUCGAUGGUAGCAACUGGAAUGAUGAAGGUAUCUUGCCAAUAUAAUAUGUGUAAUAGAUAUAUAUAUAUAUAUAUAUAUAUAUACGGACGCGUUCAAUGUAUUCUUCAGGCACAAUAUACCCCGUAAAUAAACUCAAUGACGAAAAAGAUCGAGGAAUCAUGAUGUUCUGGUCAGAGAUGCGAAUAAGGGCUAGAUAUAUAUAGUACCUAAUGAGUGGCUUCCGGUUAAGGUUGCUUGCAGUUUGCUUGCAGACGUCUCACAU